Orbilia oligospora ATCC 24927 is the source of this 789-nucleotide messenger RNA. RefSeq lists its product as uncharacterized. NCBI's taxonomy places the organism in Eukaryota, Fungi, Ascomycota, Orbiliomycetes, Orbiliales, Orbiliaceae. The record is from RefSeq and is a predicted model, not a curated record. The coding region runs from base 1 to 789 and encodes 262 amino acids. The transcript has 5 exons. Gene Ontology annotation, cellular component: mitochondrion. Gene Ontology annotation, biological process: iron-sulfur cluster assembly; mitochondrial respiratory chain complex I assembly. Gene Ontology annotation, molecular function: 4 iron, 4 sulfur cluster binding; ATP-dependent FeS chaperone activity; ATP binding.
AUGCAGCGCGGGCUGCCCCAGAAGAAAAAGAUCAAGAAUGUGAAUAAAGUCAUAGCAGUAUCCUCCGCGAAGGGGGGCGUGGGGAAGUCUACUGUUGCAGUCAACCUUGCUCUCGGGCUGUCCAGCCUUGGUCGGCGCACUGGUAUUCUUGAUACCGAUAUCUUUGGGCCUUCUAUACCACGGCUGUUGAAUCUCUCCGGAGAGCCUCGGCUGAGCGAAAAUAAUCAACUCAUCCCACUAUCAAACUAUGGACUACAGUCUAUGUCUAUGGGCUACCUCGUUGAUCCCGAGAACGCCGUAGUAUGGCGCGGUCUUAUGGUCAUGAAAGCUCUACAGCAGCUCCUGCACGAGGUCGAGUGGAGUGAACUAGAUGUCCUAGUUUUGGACUUGCCACCAGGAACUGGUGAUACACAACUCACCAUCACCCAACAGGUCGAAUUGGAUGGCGCCGUCAUAAUCUCCACCCCACAAGACAUAGCCCUAAUAGACGCCAUCAAGGGUAUUGAUAUGUUCUCCAAGGUCAAAGUCCCCAUUCUCGGAAUGGUGCAAAACAUGAGUAUAUUCACCUGUCCAAACUGCUCGCACUCGACACACAUCUUCGGCCAAGACGGUGUCAACAGGGAAUGUCAAAAACGUGAUAUCGAACUUCUAGGCAACAUCCCCCUUCACCCUUCAAUCUGUCAAGACGCAGAUGCUGGUCGCCCAUCAGUGAUCAAGGAUCCGUCCGGGGAAACCGCAAAAGCGUUCCUAGAAAUUGCGGGGAAGGUAGACGGAAAACUGUUCCCGUGA